This is a messenger RNA of Aplosporella prunicola CBS 121167, 396 nucleotides long. RefSeq lists its product as uncharacterized. Bases 1 to 396 code for a protein of 131 amino acids. The transcript has a single exon. NCBI's taxonomy places the organism in Eukaryota, Fungi, Ascomycota, Dothideomycetes, Botryosphaeriales, Aplosporellaceae. The record is from RefSeq and is a predicted model, not a curated record.
AUGAGAGCAAUGACCGACGACAUUCCAGACACGCAAAGAUCACGGUUGAAUGCUUUCAACGCUCGAUCGCUCAAUGCACUGAACACUGGACCGAGCAAUACCACGCAAAGCAGAAGCCAGUCCUCAAGUGUUGGUUCCUCAAAUAACAGUAUCAAAGAGGACCUUAGUCGUUCAUCGGAGGAAUGUGGCAACAUCAUUGAAAAUGUUGAGGAUUCAGAAUAUUGUUUGGAACGGCAGUCAACUCACAGCUCGGAGCAUCAGUCAACUCGCAGUUCAGAACAUCAGUCAACUGCGCAAGACGCCUCAAAGAAGCGAAAGAGAGAGCAUAACGACGAAGCCACGGAGCUAGGAAAGCGCCUCGGGCAGUGUUUAGAAGAAAAAAAAAACAGGCUGUAA